GGCAGCUUCCCUACUAGAAAACUGAGAGAUCAUCUUUUAUCUGACGUCAUGACAGCUGAAUCAGCUGCGAGCCUUCAGUUUGCAAAGAGCCUUUUUGCCGCCCCGACGCUGCUCUGACAACGUGAAUAUAUGAGAUUUUCCAUAAACCCUGAAAUGGCUACACAGGAGGUUCAACCGAAUGAGACUCUCACUAACCUAAAAGCAGAAUCGGAUACGUUGAAAACGAAGCUGGAGGACGAAAGAGCGAAACUGCACGAUGUCGAACUCCACCAGGUGGCAGAGAAAGUGGAUGGACUGGGCCAAUUUAUCAUGAAGACCCGGCGUACUCUGAAGGGACAUGGCAACAAAGUUCUCUGCAUGGACUGGUGUAAGGACAAGAGGAGGAUCGUCAGCUCAUCACAGGAUGGGAAAGUGAUUGUAUGGGAUGCCUUCACCACUAACAAGGAGCACGCGGUGACCAUGCCAUGCACCUGGGUGAUGGCCUGUGCCUACGCCCCCUCUGGAUGUGCAGUAGCCUGUGGUGGUCUGGACAACAAGUGCUCUGUGUACCCUCUGUCCUUGGACAAGAAUGAGAACCUGGCAGCGAAGAAGAAGUCUGUCGCCAUGCACACCAACUACUUAUCUGCCUGUAGCUUCACUAACUCAGACAUGCAGAUCCUGACGUCGAGCGGAGACGGAACCUGUGCAUUAUGGGAUGUGGAGAGUGGUCAGCUGUUACAGAGUUUCCAUGGACACGCCGCCGAUGUUCUAUGUCUCGACCUAGCUCCUUCUGAGACCGGCAACACCUUCGUCUCUGGAGGCUGUGACAAGAAGGCCAACGUAUGGGACAUGCGCUCAGGCCAGUGCAUCCAGUCCUUCGAAACCCACGAAUCAGACAUCAACAGCGUCAGGUACUACCCCAGUGGAGAUGCAUUUGCCUCAGGCUCCGAUGACGCUACAUGUCGUCUCUAUGACCUGAGGGCAGACAGAGAAGUGGCCAUUUAUUCCAAAGAGAGCAUCAUAUUUGGUGCCUCCAGUGUUGACUUCUCUCUCAGUGGCCGGCUACUGUUCGGUGGCUACAACGACUACACCAUCAACGUGUGGGAUGUCUUGAAGGGGACGAGGGUGUCCAUCCUGUUUGGACACGAGAACCGUGUCAGCACUCUGCGUCUGUCUCCUGACGGAACAGCCUUCUGCUCGGGGUCAUGGGACCACACUCUCAGGAUCUGGGCUUAAAGAAGAGGAAAAUGACACAGAAGAGGGGGAAAAACAGUGAAAAGUGAAUUCCGUGGUAGAUAGAUCGAGCCAGUUGUACAUAAAAGACAGACAUGUUCCACUCUGCUUGAGUACAAUCAUAGACGUCAUAAACUAUGGCGACAGAUUUUUCAAUGCGAAUAUUCUAAAAAUCCGCAUGAAGAAAAUAGAAAAUAUACAUUUUCCCCACCAGGGGGGAUUCCGCCAAAUUGACUUGGAUGGAUAAAAAAUAAAAUAAAUUAGUGCGUGAUGACGUAGUGCACACUAUGUACUUUUUAGCUUAAGUUUUCAUGUACUGAAUAAAUGAAAUCUACAGUUCAA
Molecule: messenger RNA, 1554 nt
Organism: Oncorhynchus gorbuscha (pink salmon)
Lineage: Eukaryota; Metazoa; Chordata; Actinopteri; Salmoniformes; Salmonidae
Gene: gnb5a
Product: guanine nucleotide binding protein (G protein), beta 5a
Exons: 11
Coding region: 130-1215 (361 amino acids)
Biological process (GO): G protein-coupled receptor signaling pathway; G protein-coupled dopamine receptor signaling pathway
Cellular component (GO): heterotrimeric G-protein complex; cytoplasm
Molecular function (GO): signaling receptor complex adaptor activity; protein binding
Source: RefSeq, a predicted model, not a curated record